Messenger RNA from Microthlaspi erraticum, 846 nucleotides. The record is from the annotation of a GenBank genome assembly. NCBI's taxonomy places the organism in Eukaryota, Viridiplantae, Streptophyta, Magnoliopsida, Brassicales, Brassicaceae.
AUGGAUUGCUCAAUCUGCACCACAAUUCCAUCUAUUUUAAGGCCACCAAGGAACACAAUAUGCGGCUCGUGCUACGAAGGGGCUAGAACCACUAUCGAGCUGCUCAAGAAGCUCGAGGACUCGAAAGAAGUUCAUGACAAACCUUCUGAUAAGUCCACCGUCAACAACGGCUCCUCUCUUUCUGCUUCUCCUUUAUUUUCUUGUGAGCCGCAACCAUUAGAGAAGGUGAUCAAAUGGAUGAAAAAAAUGAAAGAAACCGAAGAGGAGCAGAAGAAAAGAAUAGUCUUCUUGAGCAGCUUUGUCUCUGGUUUCCAAGAACAACUUCAUGCUGAUAUUCAUUUAAUACCUGGCGAUGAUGGCCCUCCGAUUCCUGCACAUAGAGCUUUGCUGGCUUCAAAAUCCGAGAUCUUCAAGAAUAUUCUAGAUUCAGACGGAUGCAAAACCGCUCCAGAAUACGCCAUAACGCUCCAAGAACUGAGCUCCGAGCAACUUCAAGCUCUCUUGGAGUUUCUUUACACUGGUACAUUGGCUUCAGACAAGUUGGAGAAGCAUGUCUAUGCGUUGUUUGUUGCAGCUGAUAAGUACAUGAUUCAUUACUUACAAGAGUUCUGUGAGCAACAUAUGCUGAGGUCUUUGGAUAUCUCUAGCGUUCUUGACGUUCUUGAUGUUUCGGAUCUUGGUUCGAGCAAGUUGCUGAAGGAAGCUGCUUUAGGAUUCGUGGUGAGGAACAUGGACGACAUCGUUUUCUCGGAUAAGUACGAAGCUUUUUCUCAGAAGAACCAUCAUUUAUGCGUGCAAAUUACUAGAGCGUUCUUGACAGAAGCGAGAAAUAAGAGACGUGAUUAG